Messenger RNA from Actinia tenebrosa (Australian red waratah sea anemone), 2027 nucleotides. RefSeq names its product sperm-associated antigen 16 protein. NCBI's taxonomy places the organism in Eukaryota, Metazoa, Cnidaria, Anthozoa, Actiniaria, Actiniidae. Gene Ontology annotation, biological process: axoneme assembly. Gene Ontology annotation, molecular function: protein binding. Gene Ontology annotation, cellular component: axonemal central apparatus. The record is from RefSeq and is a predicted model, not a curated record.
CCUAAACAUGGCGGACGAAGAGGCUGCUUAUUACCUCGAACAGGUUACCGUCGCAGAUGACAGCGAUGAUGAAUUUCCUUAUGAUGAGGUCCCUGUUGAAGAUGACUUGUCAGUUACAGAGGGAGAUGAAGAUCUUGACACUGCAGUGAAGACAAUACAAGAGAAAUCUACAGACACCUUACUUUUGAAAUCUGGACCUGUCAGUGCAUCAAUUAAGACUAGACCAGAAGUUGUUGAAGAUUUUGUGAGAAAUUUCCUGGUAAAGAUGGGAAUGAAUAGAACAUUGGACUGUUUUCAGACAGAAUGGUACGAACUUCGACAAAAAGGAUUAUUAAAUGAAGAGGAAGUCCGUAUCGUACCAGAUCUUUAUGUCAAGAAUCAGCAUUUAGACGCUUUGGUCAAAAACCUAAGGCAGGAUGUCGAAAAAUUCAAAUCUGCUGCAGAAAAUGCUCGUCAAACAUUCGUACGACUACGGAAGGAACGAGACUUCCAUCGAAUGCAUCACAAGAGAGUUGUACAAGAGAAGAAUAAGCUAAUUACAGAUAUCAAGAGACUCAAGAAGCAUUAUGCAUCAUACGAGCCUACCCUUGUAACACUUAAACAGAAAUAUGAGGUUGCUAUGAAGGAAAAAAUGUUAACCAAGCUGGAAAGAGACAGAGCUGUCGGUCAGGUGGCGGGAUUACAAUGCACCCUGCAUCAAGUUGGGGGUACCAAGGAACUUAUCGCAGAGGGCAGUGCUGGAGCUGAACGAAGAGUCAAAGUUUCUCAGCAACGUCCAGUUCCUCCUCAGAAAACCGGUGAACUAGAUGUAUCUCAGACAAUGGAGAAACGACAUCCAAAGGAUUCAGAGUUCCCUGUCGAUACUCGCACAAACCCCAUGUUAAACUACCACCGAGGCCCAUCUGCUCAUCUAACAAGAUCAGGUGGUUUCCGUUUGACACAUACCAUCAAUGCACACGAUCUGCCAGUCAGUGGUCUUGCUUUGCACCCACGCAAACAGGUCCUUGCCACUGUUAGUGAUGACCGAUCCUGGAAGAUGUGGGCUAUUCCAAGUGGUGACAUCAUCAUGACCGGUGAAGGACACAAAGACUGGAUCUCUGACUGCGACUUUCACCCGGGUGGUGCUCGACUGGCAACAUCAUCAGGUGAUGGUACGGUCAAGAUAUGGGACUUCGCUAAAGCGGAAUGUGUGUUAACAUUCUCUGACCACACCCAUGCCGUAUGGGGGUGCACUUGGCACACAGGAGGUGAUUUCCURGCUUCCUGCUCCAUGGAUAGUACCUCAAAGAUAUGGGACCUCAAUAGUGAACGUUGCCGAUUUACUCUCCGUGGUCACGCAGAUUCUGUAAACAGCAUUACAUUUCUACCGUACUCCAACACCCUGCUGACCAGCUCUGCUGACAAAACACUUUCCUUAUGGGACGCAAGAACGGGUUUGUGUGCGCAAACAUUCUACGGUCACAUGCAUUCUUGUAACCAUGCAACAUUUAAUCUCAAGGGCGAUACCGUGGCAUCUUGCGAUGCGUACGGCGUAGUCAAAUUAUGGGAUGUUCGAACUGUCGGUUGCAUGGCAACCAGUGACCUAGGUCCCCACCCUGCCAACCGCGUGGCAUUCGACCCAAGCGGAAGUGUACUCUCGAUAGCCAGUAAUGAUGGCUCUGUUAAAAUGUUUGAAGUUGGUACAGGUCGAGUGAAUCAGUUAACAGGACACGAAGAAGCUGUUCAGAGCGUGUUGUUCGACAAGACUGGAGAAUUUCUUCUGUCAGCGGGCUCGGAUGGGACUGUUCGGGUUUGGUCCUAACUUGUCUUAGUUAUUAUAUAUAUUUCUUGUUUGUAGUCAGUGGGCUAGUUUGAAUCAGUUACUAGACUAUUUGCCCAUGCCAUUUAUUAGGGCUUUUAGUAAUCAUUUUGACAAUGGUGUCGAGAGUAUUAGGUCAGGUCAUAGUUACUUAUAUCACCAAUACAUGAAAUUGUUAAUAACUUUAAUUUCAUUCGUUACACAGUUAAAUAAAGAUUUAUAUAUCAUA